CUGCAGUCCCCGCGCUGUGGGCCAGCCAGCAGUUGGCAGCUCCGAAUGGGGCCGGAGAGGAGGCCCCUACCUCAGGAAGAAAACCUCAUGAACUCCGGAAUCUUUCGCUUCUUGUUGCUGUGGAUAAUCCUGCUUAUUGUAUUUGAAAUAUUUCUUGAGCUCCGGCAAAAGAAGCGUCCCCUGGGACCAAAAACUCUGAAAUGGAAACAAAGGAAUCAACAAUUUGCAAUUGCGUUCUUGGGACCCACUGGAGAAUUGACGAGCCUGAUUUGGGGAGUCCUAGACAGGUUACUGUUUCUGCGUCUUCUUUGCCUGCUCCGCCGUUUCUCGACACUUGACUCCCAAAACCAACAGGCCUGCCCAGAGGAGCGAGUCCCAGAGCAGCGACCCAGAAAGUGCAAGAGAAAGGAAUUGGAGAGCCAGUCACAGCUCCGGCUCCUUGGAGGAGCGCAACCCAAGCCAGGCCCGAGAUUCGGCUGCUGCACCGGGGUCCUGCCCCUUUCCCUAGCUUGGCAUUACCUGCCAUCUCCGGGCCCUGCCCAGAACCGGAGUCCCCAAGUUUUGCAGCUGCUCAGCUCCGAGGCCCUCCAGAACCCAGAACGCCAUAUCGAGACCCAGGUCCCUUCAAUCCUGGACUCGCCGCCAUCCCAAGCUUUUCUGGCCAGUGAACCCCCACCGUCUCAGGUGCAAUCUUCAGGCACAAACCAGCUACCUCUGCAGAUUGAGCCAGCCCCAAAUUUGGAAUCCAACUCGAGUCUCUCGCAGAUGCCACCCCAGGCUGGCGACCCCCAGCAUGAGAUCGCACCAUCCCCCCUGGUACCUUGCCCUCGGCAAGAUCAGCUUCCUCCUCUUCAGCCUCUUCCACUCUCCGACAGUCCCUUGGCCAGCCCCAUGGGGCAGGAGGGGCUCCAGUACCAGAGCCCGGAGGCCGGUCAGCAGCGAGGGGCUUACGGCUGCUGCGCCUGUGGGGAGGAGCCCUGGGAGAUCGGGGAGCUCCAGGACCUCGGGGAUCCCACCACCCUGAUCGCAAGCCUGGUGGAGUCGCUCGGCCGCCGGCGCAUUUCCCGCGACCUGAGGCUCCUGUUGAUGCAGCAGCUAUGGAGUGGCCGCCAGGAAGCGGCACCCAUCUUGGCUUACCCAGUGUGCCUAUCCUGUGGUCAGUUCCAGAGCCCCACUACUCAUCUGGCCAGACGCCAGCCGGCGGCUAGGCUCCUGGUCUUUCCCCAGCUGCAGCCCUGGCCCCCGGGCCAGAGCUUAAACUCCAAGACGGUCCGCUUCAAACUUUGCAUUGGCUUUGGCCUGCGCCUGCGGAGGAAGCGCGUCCAGGUGCACUCGACCCCCGGGAUGGGAGAAACAGGAGCCGAGAAUUCUGGGCCAGAGUCCCCGGACGGUGUCUUUGAUAAUCCCACUGUAGCCCAGAGUCCUCAUGUCAGCUCCAGCGAACCUUGCUGGUCUGCUACAGACUCGGAUUAGCUGCGUUCCCUCUGCCCAAGAUGGAGGCGGUAGAAAGGGGUAAAGGACUGAAACCCCAUCACGUGACCUUCAAUAAAGCUGGAAGCUGUGCAGCCUCA
Ornithorhynchus anatinus (platypus) is the source of this 1571-nucleotide messenger RNA. RefSeq names its product proline rich 30 (gene PRR30). The coding region runs from base 46 to 1473 and encodes 475 amino acids. Lineage: Eukaryota; Metazoa; Chordata; Mammalia; Monotremata; Ornithorhynchidae. The transcript is spliced from 5 exons. The record is from RefSeq and is a predicted model, not a curated record.